GGGUAUUUUGCUUCAAGUCCGGUCUGCUUGUCAAGGGAGACCCAAAAGGGGUGCUGAGAUCAUCCUCCCUUGCCUGCAGCUGAGCUCUCUCUGCCUUCUGGAAGCCCGCUCUGUGCUCGCAGGUCCCCAGGACUUGGUGACAUUCAGGGAUGUGACUGUGAACUUCACCCAGGAGGAGUGGGGCCUCUUGGACCCUCCUCAGAGGGAGUUGUACAAGGAGGUCAUGCUGGAGAAUGCCCAGAACCUGCUGUCCCUAGGGGUUUCAGUUCCCAGAGAAGAUAUGAUCUCUUACUUUAAGCAAAAGCAAGCACCCUGGGUGCUGGACCAAGAAUGGCUGGGUAGCUGCUCUCCAGGAUGUGAGGUCAGACUUGAAAUGAAGAAAAGUAUUCAGAACCAAAACUUCCUUUGGAGAGAAAUCCGUGCUGCACAUGAGAAAAUACACACGGUAGAAAAACCUUAUGAAUGUAACCAGUGUGGAAAGAGUUUUACAUGUAAACAAUCUCUUAUUCCACAUCAGAGAAUCCAUACUGGUGAGAAACCUUAUGAAUGUAACCAGUGUGGAAAGAGUUUUAAGAAAAGGCAAUCUCUUACUGUACAUCAGAGUAUCCACGCUGGAGAAAAACCUUAUGAAUGCAAGCAGUGUGGAAAGAGUUUUAGAUAUAAGGGAUCUCUUACUGGACAUCAGAGAAUUCACACUGGGGAGAAACCUUAUAAGUGUAGCCAGUGUGGAAAGGCUCUUACAUCCAAAAAAUCUGUCAAAUACCAUCAGAUUAUCCACACUGGUAAGAAACCUUAUGAAUGUAACCAGUGUGGAAAGGGUUUUAGAAGUAAGGCCGCUCUUACUCAACAUCAGAAAAUCCACACUGCGAAGAAACCUUAUGAGUGUAGCCAGUGUGGAAAGGGUUUUAUA
Molecule: messenger RNA, 910 nt
Organism: Sarcophilus harrisii (Tasmanian devil)
Lineage: Eukaryota; Metazoa; Chordata; Mammalia; Dasyuromorphia; Dasyuridae
Product: zinc finger protein 180-like
Exons: 5
Biological process (GO): regulation of DNA-templated transcription
Source: RefSeq, a predicted model, not a curated record